Molecule: messenger RNA, 969 nt
Organism: Penicillium cosmopolitanum
Lineage: Eukaryota; Fungi; Ascomycota; Eurotiomycetes; Eurotiales; Aspergillaceae
Exons: 1
Coding region: 1-969 (322 amino acids)
Biological process (GO): nucleolar large rRNA transcription by RNA polymerase I; transcription initiation at RNA polymerase I promoter
Cellular component (GO): RNA polymerase I core factor complex
Molecular function (GO): TBP-class protein binding; RNA polymerase I general transcription initiation factor activity; RNA polymerase I core promoter sequence-specific DNA binding
Source: RefSeq, a predicted model, not a curated record
AUGUCGACUCCUCUAUACCCUCCUCAAUCACCAGCGCAUGCAGGUAGCCUUCGACUGCAGCACUUAGCGGCAUUGACCACGAUCCUACAUCGAUGUCUGCUCCAAGGGGACUUUACUCGAGCUGGAAGGGCAUGGGGGCUUAUCAUGCGAGAGCAAUUCAGAGGAAAGCCGGCAGAUGCACGACUGGAAACUCGAUGGGGUAUUGGUGCUGAGAUUCUGCUCCGGCGAGAUCAGCAAUCAGCCCCGUCAAUUGGUCACAUUGCGCCUACAGAUGCAGCUACCGGUGGCCGAACGCCUCUACCAUUUACCCACAAGGGCUUUGCAGAGGCAAAGGAGUACUAUGAGCGGCUGAUACUGAACCAUCCUUACCUGAAAACUAAUCCGCAUUCAAUCUCCGCCUUGCACUUUUACCCUGCCAUGUUUGGCUUAUGGGUCUACGUCGCGCAAGAGGAAAGUCAGUUUGAAAGGGAUAGAAUUGAUGACGAAGAGUCCGAUGAACUUUCCGAUGAGGACUUAAUAGACGAAUAUGGGGAAAAUCGCGAGUCAAACAGGAAACAGGCACUUGUUGCAAAAGUUCGUGGACAAGAACUGGAACAAGCUCAGCAAAUUGCCACUCGCAUUGACUCGCUCCUCGGAUCGCCUCCAUACUCCGAUUCCCCGGAAAUUCUCGAGCUUCGAGGCAUGGUAUCGCUCUGGAUUGGCGAUUUGCUUGCUCUUUCGCUGGUGAAACCCCCUCCCGAAUUCCUGGAUGAAUAUGGCUAUGAUGCAAUGGAUACGGAUGGAACGGAUGAACCCUUUGAAGUUAGACGCGAACAAACGCUUGCCAUGGAGCAGCGCAAAGUCGAAAUACACAAGUCAGAAGAGUUUCUGGAAAAGGCGAGGAAGCGCAGACGGGGCGUCUCGUACAAUAUGGAACAUCUCCAUAUUGAAAGUCCAUCAGCUCCAACAUCUCCCUCGCCUUUAUAUUGA